Messenger RNA from Drosophila yakuba, 2130 nucleotides. It is a transcript of the gene Ugt35E2, whose product is annotated as UDP-glucosyltransferase 2. The coding region runs from base 406 to 1977 and encodes 523 amino acids. The transcript is spliced from 2 exons. NCBI's taxonomy places the organism in Eukaryota, Metazoa, Arthropoda, Insecta, Diptera, Drosophilidae. Gene Ontology annotation, molecular function: UDP-glycosyltransferase activity. The record is from RefSeq and is a predicted model, not a curated record.
UGUUGAAGACUCUCCUUCGCACUUUCACUGAGUAACGGGUAUCAGAUAGUCAGGGAACUCGACUAAAGCGUUCUCUCUUGUUUCUGUUGCAAAGACUAAGUGAAUCCAGAGGGAGUUUCAAAACUAAGUAAAGCACGUGUUUAUUUUAAACUAACUUUUAAACGAACUUUACAUUUAUAAGGUCUAGCCUUGGGUAUAAAUUAUAUUUGACUUAUUUGUAGAGGCCAGAAAGUUAUGGAGCAGAUAAGCGAGUAUGUUGCUUUAUAUAAAAGUUAGUAUCUCUUGGUAAUAAUUUGUAAAAUCUCUGUCUGGAGCUGAUAAAACAUAUCAGCCAGACGGAGUAUGUUGUGCUAACCUUACAAUUCAGUCUUCUGGCUGAACUACAGGCAAAAGAUACCUAUAAGUAUGUUGCUUCUGAGAUCGAUAGUUUUGGUGGUGGUCCUUCUGCCUGUAUUACUGGAUGGAGCCCGUAUCCUCGGUUUGUUUCCCAUACCCAGCCACUCGCACUACUAUCACGCCUUACCUUAUCUUAAGAAAUUGGCAUCUUUGGGCCAUGAAGUAACUUCUGUAAGCCCAUUCCCAUUGAAAGAACCUGUGAGUAAUAUACACGAUAUCCCCGUUCCGGAGUUGUUUGACAACAUAGAGGAAAUUGUUGGCAAUUUAACCAACCGAAAGGGCACAUGGAAUGAAUACGAAUAUAUCAACAAGUAUACCCUGACUCUUGUAAAGAAAGUGCUAGAAAAUGACGGAGUGCGUCGCGAGAUUUUGCAGCCAGGAAAUGUCCAGUUUGAUCUGAUUAUUGUGGAUCUUUGGCGGCUGGAUGCUCUCUAUGGUUUUGCGGCCCAUUUCGAUGCCCCAAUAAUUGGCAUUGCUUCCUUUGGAACUGAUUGGAAGAUUGACGAACUAGUGGGCAACGUUUCACCAUUGUCAUACCUGCAGUCUCCCUCUUUUAACUGGUUUGAUCUUGAUUCUUAUGGAGGACGUGUGGCACACUUUGUUGAUCAGUCCCUAGCUUGGAUUAACUGGCACUGGCGGCACGAGGAAAAGCACGAGGCACUCUACAGGGAGUACUUUCCAAAAAUUGCCGAUAAACGUCCUUUGUCCGAGAUCACACGAAAUUUCGCCGUGAUUUUGGUUAACCAACACUUUACGUUGGCUCCACCACGUCCAUAUGCUCCGAAUGUUAUUGAAGUCGGGGGAAUGCAUAUUAAUAAAGAGCCUAAAGCUUUGCCGCAGGAGUUGGAGGACUUUAUCCAAGGAGCUGGUGAGCAUGGAGUAAUUUACUUUUCGCUUGGCACCAAUGUUAGAAGUAAAAAUCUGGCCGAGGAUCGCAGACGAAUAUUGAUUGACACAUUUGCCAGCCUGCCACAGCGCAUCUUGUGGAAAUUCGAAGCUGAUGAGCUGUCGGAUAUACCCUCAAAUGUUCUAAUUAGCUCAUGGUUUCCGCAGCAGGAUAUUCUGGCUCAUCCGAAGGUAAAGCUGUUUAUCACUCACGGAGGCUUACAGAGCACAGUCGAAUGUAUUCACCAUGGUAAACCGAUGCUGGGAUUGCCUUUCUUUUACGAUCAGUUCAGAAAUAUGGAACACAUCAAAGCACUGGGCAUUGGUUUAGUUCUUAAUUAUAAGGAUAUGACAAGCGAUGAGUUUAAGGACAGCAUUCUUCGGUUACUGACAGAGAAAAGUUUUGAUGUCACGGCAAGAACAACAUCAGGCAGAUAUCUGGAUCAACCCAUGAAUCCUUUGGAUACGGCGAUCUGGUGGACUCACUACGUCCUACGUCACAAGGGAGCACCUUAUAUGCGGGUAGCGGGCAGGGAUUUGGACUUUAUUACUUAUCACAGUCUGGAUGUUUUGGGUACUUUUCUCCUUGGCUUUUUGGUAACCUUUGGCAUUGUUGUCUUCUGUGUAAUUAAACUGUUAAAUACUAUCCUUAAUAGUAAAAAAACAAAUCGGUCAUCUAAGCAGAAAGUAAAUUAAAUUAGAAAUAUAUAAAACAUUUUCGACCCAUUGGGGAAUAAAUAUCUGUGUACACUCAAAGAAUGAUGGAUUUAUAACAUAUAGAUUGGGGAGAUGUAAGCAUGUUGACAUAAUGCCGUAUUAAAUAAUACUUCCGCAUACUCUUAUCGGUUU